AUGUUUCAGUCGUUCGCGUUAAUAUUCGCGAUUCUAUCGCCGUUCGUUCGGAACAGCGACGGUGUUCUUCUGUUUCCCGCAAAAUCGGUAUUCCAGUUCACGACCGGCAUAUCGGUUCCGGUUUCCAUGAACAAAAGAGGCAGCGUGGUUUUCUCGGCCGCAUUCCAAUUCAAUUAUAAACUUCCGUCGAACUUGUCGGAGCUCGAGCCUACGAUAAUGCCAGCCAGGCAGUCGAGGGAUCUCAGUCUGCGGGACACCUACGAGACCAUCGAAAAUUUAUUCGACCGGUAUGGCUGGCAGGACGGCAGAAAGUGUCUUUUAAGGACCAUUUGCGAGCUCGCCGAGACACCAUUUGGCAGGACACGCCAGGACGUCCUCGAGGAGGUGAUUCACUUAAUUUUAACGCCGACAGAGGACUUGCCAGAAACGACUAAUUCCACUCACCAGAGCGUCGACCAAUUGUAUCAGGAAGCGGAGCUAUUGGGAAGAUCUGGCGGUGACUGCAUCCUGGCCUAUCCCGAUUGCAUCGAUUCACCCUUGGAAACGUUUACGGAAAUCUUGUUCCCUUAGGGGACACGCCGCAUUUAAAUGUCCACUUCGAAUCCACUCGCUUCGUCUGA
Molecule: messenger RNA, 620 nt
Organism: Megachile rotundata (alfalfa leafcutting bee)
Lineage: Eukaryota; Metazoa; Arthropoda; Insecta; Hymenoptera; Megachilidae
Source: RefSeq, a predicted model, not a curated record